Messenger RNA from Panicum virgatum (switchgrass), 1224 nucleotides. Its product is annotated as serpin-Z2A-like. The record is from RefSeq and is a predicted model, not a curated record. The transcript is spliced from 4 exons. The coding region runs from base 1 to 1224 and encodes 407 amino acids. Gene Ontology annotation, molecular function: serine-type endopeptidase inhibitor activity. Lineage: Eukaryota; Viridiplantae; Streptophyta; Magnoliopsida; Poales; Poaceae.
AUGGGUUGGACGGUUACCAGUUUAAACCGUGCCGAGCAGAAGCACAUCCACGCGGCCGCUACCGCCCACUUGCUCUUCACUGAGCAGGAGGCGAGGCCUAGCAAGAAGGCACGCAGGGGUGCUGGCUCCGGCCUGACGGCGUUCGCGCUCCGCCUGGCGAAGCGCCUCGCCGUGGGCGAUGCCGACGACGGUGGCAACCAGAACCAGAACCUCGUCUUCUCGCCGGUGUCCAUCUACACCGCGCUGUCCCUGGUGGCGGCCGGGGCGCGCGGCACCACCCUGGACGAGCUCCUCGCCCUGCUCGGCGCGGCGUCGCGCGACGAGCUCGCGGCGUUCGCCCGCGACGUGCCGGAGCGCGCCCUCGCGGAACAAUCCGGGUCCCGCGACGGCGGCCCGCUUGUCGCCUUCGCGUGCGGGCUCUGGCGCGAGAAGACGGUGGCGCUGAAGCCGGGCUACCUCGCAGCCGCCGUGGAAUCCUACAAGGCCGAGACGCGCUCUGCCGAUUUCUUCAAAAAGCCAGAGAAGUCAAGAAAGAGAAUCAACAGGGAGGGCACGGAGACCAGGCAGUUCCACCUCCUCGACGGCGGCACAGUGCGAGCCCAGUUCAUGCGCGCCCAGAAGGAUCAGGCGGUCGCCACUCACCGAGGCUUCAAGGUGCUCAAGCUAGCGUACCUGCCGUACCGGCUGCCCCACGGGCAGGAGCGGUAUCUCGGUGGGCGCGGAAGCAAGCAGCAAGGCAAGGAGGGGCCACGGUUUUCGAUGUGCGUCUUCCUCCCCGACGCCCGUGACGGCCUACCUGGGCUCAUGGACAAGAUUGCCUCCCGCCCCAACUUCCUCUGGGACCACCUGCCGAAGGAUCGCUGCGAUACCAGCGAGGUGCGGCUGCCCAAGUUCAAGCUCUCCUUCUCCAGCCGAAUCAAUGGCGUUCUUGAGGCCAUGGGGGUGCAAGCUGCCUUUGACCCAGGCAGGGCGGACCUGAAAGACAUGCUCGAGGGUGAUGACCGGCCUCUGGUAUUGGAGCAUGUGUUCCACAAGGCGGUCAUCGAGGUGGACGAGGAGGGGACAGAAGCAGCGGCCUCCACUGCCUGCGUGGUGACGUUGCUAAGUUAUACUACCCCUGUGAACUUUGUCGCGGACCAUCCAUUUGCGUUCUUUGUGGUGGAGGAGGUAUCUGCUACCGUCGUCUUCAUGGGACACGUCCUCGACCCGACGUCAAAACAUUAG